ACAUAAUUACUUCAAUUACCUCGACAACGGUGCCCCCACACAUUGACCCAUUGACUCUGUACCGGUACCCCUGUAUGUAUAGCGCCGCUCCCCACUAUUGGAAUUUACUGCUUCUCUUUAAUUAUUUGCUAGCUAAUUUCUCUUAUUUUUGGGGGGGGAUUUUCUAAAAACUGCAUUGUCGGUUAAGGGAUUGUAAGUAAGCAUUUCACUUUAAGGUCUACACCUGUUGUAUUCGGCGCAUGUGACAAAUAAAAAUGUACUUGUUUUGAUUUAGUCAGCUAUAAUUGAGUGAAACCACUGUCAAGCUUCAGCCUCAACAUGGAACUGAAAUGAAAUAGCUGUCAAAAUAGGAAUUCGUAAGGCAGCUGAAAUCUUUUGACCCUGAAAAGUUUGACCUCAACACUGGCGAUUACAGAGUAACUCGUUAGCUGGUUAAAAAGGACUGUCAAAAACAAAUUGACCCUAAACUGAGCUUUGACUUGGCAAAGUAUUUUUAUUGGUACUUGUAUUAUGUAUGAAGACCAAUUAACUAUCACCAGCAGUGUUCUCUCUAAGGUGCACGCGUGCGCGGGCAAGCAGCUCACCAAGACUGCCUCAACAGAAGAAAUAUUAGCCAGCGCAGAGUAGCACGAGAUUGAACUGCAAUCGACUUUCUAAAGUUUUCCCCUUUAGACACAAUAGACAUUCCUGCCUUACAUUGGGAAUUGUGAUCGAAUCAACCCAAUAUUUGCCACUUUCAAUGCAACAUACUGAAACAAAACAAACUAUGCACGAUUUAGAAUGCAAAACUAACUGUGAAAGAGAUUGUCUUGUAGGCAGAGCACAUUGGAGUAGGAUUCUAUUACGUUGACAGGCGCGACUCAGGCCUGUACUCUACACAGGCAGGUGCACCACAACCAAUCAGACCUGCAGUAGGCCUAUGUGCAAAUAGCCAUUGCCAUAUACUGUAUGGAUCUGUGCCAUUCACUUUGAACUGGACUGUGUUUAGGCUACAGCGGUCACGAGUAGAUGCGCUUGUUUUGAGAUCAAAGUGAGAGCUGCAUGCAGCCACAUGUGCACAUUUUGGCAAUAUUCUUUGCUAGUUAGUGAGUUAUUAGCCCAGCUAUAGCUAAUUUCUAGUCAACAAUGGGGGAGUGGUUGUUUCCUACAAGAGCACAGAAUGUGUGCAUUUCUAUUCAUCUUUGAAAAGCAAGUCAGGUGAAGAGCUUUAUUGUAUGUCUUAAAGGGGAAGCGUUGCAUUUUGAGAUUGUCUUGAAUAGCUAAGUAGCCAAUAGGCAGAGCAUAGCAUAAUUUGUCUGAUUCUUUUUUUUGUAAAGAGGUUUCUUGCAUCAAACACAACAUUUUCAGACACCUCCUUGUCUGAAGAACAAGUGGAUUAGCAGGUUCAUGACAAGCCCUGCAUAUUUAUUUUCAAAAGUCUCAUGGAAUGUAGGCAUUGAGCCCCAUACAUUGGCUGCUACUGUAGGCUGAAUGAUAGAACAGCUAUUUCCAUGUUAAAAUGUUAUGGGAUGCAUAUCCUCCGUUUUCUUUGACGGUAGGCGACUCUGGUAGGCCUACAUUAUGAUCAAAUAGCCACAGUAGUCUACUUGGCCACUGUUAAAGCUGUAACUUAAAGCGGGUACAGCCUCAGUGUUCACAGUAAACACACUUCAUUUUUUCGAGGGAACUUUGAUAACCAGUAAUGUUUUACACCAUCCAUAUAUCCCCAUCAUCCCUGUAAGACGCCCAAUCGACUUCAGCAAUCCCCAGGAGGGUGUGUGAGCAUGAUGUCUGCCUGUAAGGAAGCAAAGGGUGUGGUGUACAUUCGAUGCUUCUCAACCUUCACUGAACCCUUGACCCUGAUCAUUGAGCCCCAGCCCUAAUCACUCCCCUGCUCUGGUUUCCUGUCACAACGCCUGGUACACAGCCACUUCCUGUGUUCUAAGGGAGGGGCUGAUUUAGAAGUUACAUUUGAGGAACAUUGGGUCAUAUUGGGACAUAUGUGACAAGAGUGGGGGUUUGCAGCCAGGUCUAGAGAGACAACUCACCAUCUCAUUCAGCAGCUUGAGGAUGCUGAUCGUGAGCUCCUUUCCUGCAUGUAAAAAGGUACGUGAUUUGGUUUCUAUAUUAUAAAGGCUUGUUCUACCAGGGUUGCAGGGUUCAAUUGAUAACGUCAGUAUGGAAUGGGGAAUUGAUGGCCAUUCAAUAAACUCUCCGUUUUGAGCUCUUUAUGAUCAGCUAAGGCUCAUGGCAUGAAGAUGACCUGUAGCAAGUUCAAGUAUUUCAAAAGUACAAUGAUUCCUUUGCUACUUUUACUUUUCUUAAUGUAAUGCGGCAAAUCAAUAAAGAUUCAGUGCACUGAAAUACAAUUUAGUAGGUCAUGUCGGCAUGGUAUUAAAAAGGAAGAAAUUGAAUGUUCAUGCACCAUCUAAGUUUACUCUUGGGAAAGAAGCAAAGCUUGCUUGAAUAAUACCCAGCCUUUUCAUUUCAAGGAUUCACAUUGACUCUGAUCAAGAAACAAUUGGCACAGCAAAGCUGUCUCGCAUCUGAAGGGAUGUUCCUGAGCGAGCAGCCACUCAUGACAUGAACUUCUGGACACACCCAUUGAGAUAAAAAAAAAAAAAAAAAAAAAAAAACUGAGGUGAUUCAUCCGACGAACUCAGAGCAAGCAGCAGCCCACUUCCAAUUGUCAUGGCAACAGCACGUGAAUGCAUUGGGCCAUCGGUGCAGACUGUAGAGUGGAUGUAGGAGUGCGGCAUCGGAAGCCACAGCUCUAUCUCCUGAAGCAAGCUGUAAGUAUGUAUUUAUUCAAGGAAGUCGAGGGUCUCUGUCUAUCUACAGUGUGUACACGUCUCCCUCGCUAUCUCCAUCUCGCUCUCAUCUAUCUGGAAAGCUGAAUGAAUAGUGAAACCCUGUUCUCUAAAGAGGAGCCAUCUCACCAAGGAUCCAUCUCUGCUCAGCCAAUCAGCCUGUGAUCUGCCCGGUCUCUCAGGCCUGUCUCUGAUGCCAUGGAGCACAGGGCCCUGAUGUGUACCAGUCAACCCUGGAAGGGGCCCAAAGGCUCCACCUUCACCCCCAACUGGGACGCCCCAUCAUGUCGACCAACCGUGACGUCCGCUUGCCCUGACGUGGUAAAGUCCCCGUGCCAACAUGCUGCAAACAUAUGUCACCCUUCAGAAGCCCCUGUGACCUCCCAGUCCCAGCAGAUUGGCCCCCACGCCUCAACAUCCUCUGGGUUCUCUGCCACUGCCAGUAGAAAAGGUGAAAAUGAGUGUAAUAUAUUCGUCCCCAUUCAAAAUGAGGAGACGGUCCUGCCAGCAUACAACCCUGUGUUUCGCGGACGCUCCUUCUCCGCAGCCACUGCCUCACACCCAGUCCCACCCAGACGCAGAUGUGACAGCUACGUCCACCUAUGCCCUGACAACGGCUCAGAGGACACUAGCAGAGGCGACGCCUCCCAGUUGAGCCCAGACGUCUCCCCUGAUCACGGUGGUUCACGGUCGCGGUCCCGCAGCAUCAUCCUGAGGAAGACCAAGAGGAGGCCGGCGCCGCCAACCCGUAGCGUGUCCCUCCGGAGAGAAUCUGCCACCAAGCUCAGAGACAACAGGACUAAGAGCCUUUAUAUCGACAGGGACCCUGACCCCCAUGACUCCUUCCUGCCUGACCUCAUCCUCAUCUCCACACCGAGGACAGAGGAGGCGCUGGGCCUGGAGCAGUCCCCUGCUCAGCCUGUACAGGCCCGGGUUGGGCCACCAGUCAACGACAAUGGGCAGCUACGUGAAGUAAGGUCUAUUGAGCCCUGCUGUCUCAUGUCAAGCUCAGGUCCUGCUAUGGGUAUUACUGUAAAUGAGGGAAGAAAAUCCUCCAGCAGGUCAGAAUCAGUCAGACCCCUUCCCCCCUUGCAACGCCCACAGUCUCUAACUUGUAAGCAGUCCCCCUUCCAACAACUUGCCUCAGUCUCUCCCUCCAGUGGCCAGUCCAGCUCUCAGUGUGAGACUCGUCCCCCUCCUGUCCUCACAUCUGCCAUCACGGGACCCUCCCCCUUGGGCUGCAGGAUGCGCCCCAAGUCCUCCACCUCGCCCACCUCCCCCAGAGCCAGGACCAGCAGGCUGCGGCUAUCCCUGGAGUUGCCAGGGGUCGUCCCUCUCCCAGACCCGGCGGCGGUCAAACCCAAAGCCACCCGGCGCCACUCAGAGUCCUCUGGGUCGUCUGGCACCACCAGACCCAGACAGAGACUGAGCUCCAGCAUGAUGGUGAUGCCUGUGGUGACCCAGGAGGAGCUCAGCAAUGUGCGUUUGCGUUCCGUCAGCAGCUCAGACUCUGACAAAGGACUGGAGGGCUCACCUGAAGUCAUCAGGGAGGAGGAGCUGGAACAGGAACAGGAGUUGGAUUGCUGUCCACUAGUCCACCACAGUCCUAAAGCUAAACCACCUGUUGCUGCUAAGCCACCUGCACACAAGUGGCCACCGAUACAUUUGGCAAAGUCUUCCUCAGUCUCUACUCAUUUCUCAGAGACAGUUCCAGCCUCACCAAGAGAGAGCCAGGGAGACUUGUAUAUGGUGGAAAGGAGACCAAAACCUAAAAGGUCGCAUCAGCUUCCUCAUGUUGCCAGUGAUGGGGUUAUGGUUGAGAGGCAGCAAGCUGUAGACAGGCAACAGUAUGAUGUGAUUGACCCACACCCACCACCCGCCUCCUGCCAUUCAGAGACCAGGGAUGUGAGAAGGACCUCAUUUCUCCUAGCUGAACUGGAUAGGAAGAAGAAGUUGGUUCCCCCUCCAGUCGCAAAGAAACCGGAUGUCCUCUUCAUGUCCUCCAUCAGCUCACUGGGACAAAAGAGUAAUAGGAGCCAUGUCUGGUCUGGGCCCAGUGGUGCUUACCAGUCUCCUGCCACUGCAUACCAGUCUCCUGCUAGUGAUUACCAGUCUCCAGCUAGUGCAUACCAGUCUCCAGCCAGUGCAUACCAGUCUCCUGCCAGUGCAUACCAGUCUCCAGCCAGUGCAUACCAGUCUCCGGCCAGUGCAUACCAGUCUCCGGCCAGUGCAUACCAGUCUCCUGCCAGUGCAUACCAGUCUCCGGCCAGUGCAUACCAGUCUCCUGCCAGUGCAUACCAGUCUCCUGCCAAUGCAUACCAAGACAAAGACUAUACUGGACAAGAUCUCAACCAUCACAGUAUAAGAGAUGGGUUCUUCCUAGAUGAGAACUGUGAAGGGAGGAGGGCAAUGCCCCAGAUGAGAACACUGUGCCUCGGGGAGCAGGAGGAAGAAGAGUUGGAGCACAACUCACAGUCAACUACUGAGGACCUAUUCACCAUCAUACACAGGUCCAAGAAGAAACUCCUGGGUCGCAAAGAAACAGCUGACAGCAGGCAAGGUUACGGAUCCCCCAUUAAAGGCAUCCAGGGGGUUAUCCAGAAGUCAAGCUCCAAAAAUGACAACUUCAUGGCUUUUCUGCAGAGGCGGAGGAGCAACAAACCCAACUCUGGGGAGAGACUGUCAGCCGCUGAACUGCUGAAGAGCACCAAACCACUGGUCGGUCAACCAUAGAGCAUCAAGCAACUCCAAUGUUCAUGUCUCUCAAUGUGUUGCAAACACGUAUCACUCAAUAUGGGGCAUGAGAGUAUUGUGGACAAUCAGGGACGGGGGGGUGGGGGUGGGGGGGGCUAUUGUUUAUAUUGCUUCAUGUGCUACCCCGACCACUUGUUUCUGUGAUGGCAAUACAGCGUACGGAGGUCUAACUGUGAAUAUGACAACAUGUCGGCCAGCUGUGUUUCGCUUAUGAGCUGAGACAAUCUGACAAUCUGACAGUCAACAUAUUUUUCUUGCCUUGACUUGUGAUGCUUACACCAUUUGUUUUUGAGCUGCCAACAUUUGUGCUUUUGGUCAUGUGUCGCUCAGAAAUAAAACAGAAGCUGCUUUGUGUGUCUAUGACGAGAUCAUUAGUAUGCUUCUGACCUAACCCA
This is a messenger RNA of Salvelinus fontinalis (brook trout), 5938 nucleotides long. Its product is annotated as NHS-like protein 2. Gene Ontology annotation, biological process: cell differentiation. Lineage: Eukaryota; Metazoa; Chordata; Actinopteri; Salmoniformes; Salmonidae. The transcript has 7 exons. The coding region runs from base 2988 to 5522 and encodes 844 amino acids. The record is from RefSeq and is a predicted model, not a curated record.